Molecule: messenger RNA, 3039 nt
Organism: Hypomesus transpacificus
Lineage: Eukaryota; Metazoa; Chordata; Actinopteri; Osmeriformes; Osmeridae
Product: leucine-rich glioma-inactivated protein 1-like
Exons: 8
Coding region: 374-2002 (542 amino acids)
Biological process (GO): myelination
Molecular function (GO): protein binding
Source: RefSeq, a predicted model, not a curated record
GUAGCCUGACAUAAUGACGAAAGGCGUGGUUAUGCUCUGUAGGCUCCUGCUGAGGUGCCCACCUGCCUUCACUUCGCAUUUUUGUCAUCGUUCCAAUAGUUUUAAUGUCGUUUAAUUUAAGUGUAUGUUGUUACCAUAUUGGGGAUUCAGACGUAUCUCUUUCCUCUCUAGAAAUAGUCUUCAACGGCUGUUGUAGGCUACACAGCCUUCUCACGCGUCGGAGUGAGCGGAUGAACCUUCACGACUCCAGCCAUAAUAAACAAGACCAGUAAAAAGGCUUGCUUGGCAUCGAGGAUCAGAUAGCGGGAGAAUCUGACUGGUUGAUGUUCAGGAUUUUUCGACGCACAGGUCGUGCCCACAGCGGUUCGAAAGAAUGGAUUAUGCUAACAUCUCCAAAAGAUUCGUCGUCUUACUUGUGCUCGCGUCUGUUUUACUUUUAGUACACAGCAAGAGAGCAAAACAGCCCCGUUGUCCAUCAUUAUGUACAUGUACCAAAGAUAAUGCGUUGUGUGAAAGCGCAAGAUCGAUUCCUCGCAGCUUCCCUUCAGAUGUCAUCUCAUUAUCAUUCGUAAAGUCUGGAUUCACUGAAAUCCCUAAAGAGAGCUUCAUACACACGCCCGCUUUGCAUCUCCUCCUUUUCACAGCCAACACCUUUGACUCUAUAAAUGAAGAUUCUUUCCUCGGACUUCCACACCUGGAAUACCUAUUUAUCGAAAACAAUGAAAUCAAGUCAAUAUCGCCAUAUGCUUUCCGGGGACUGAAAACCUUAGUCCACCUGAGCCUGGCCUACAACAAUCUACAGACGCUUCCCAAAGAUGUCUUUAAAGGUCUGGAGGCCUUGACGAAAGUAGACCUGAGAGGGAACCAGUUCAUAUGUGACUGUAAGCUCAAGUGGCUGGUGGAGUGGAUGGUUCACACCAACGCCACAGUGGACCAGAUCCACUGCAAAGGCCCAGCCUCCCACCUGGACAAGAAAAUCAAUGACCUGGUGCCCCAGUCUUUUGAUUGCAUCACCACAGAGUUUGCUUCCUACCAGUCUCUGAAGUUUGAGUCCAUCUCUGUGGAGGCCUUCACAUUCGGGAGUGACCAGUAUGUGGUCUUUGCUCAGCCUUUCAUUGGGAAAUGUAGCUUCCUGGAGUGGGAUCACGUGGAGAUGGUCUUCCGAAAUUAUGAUGAUAUUGAUAGCACCUCCACAGUGAUCUGCAAACCCCUGGUGAUUGACAACCAGCUCUUCAUUAUUGUGGCUCAGCUGUUUGGCGGCUCACACAUCUUCAAGCGUGACAUUUCUGCUAACAAAUUUAUCAAAAUUCAAGACAUCGACAUCCUCAAGAUCCGCAAGCCCAAUGACGUUGAGACAUUCCUCAUCGAUGGAGAAUCCUUCUUUGUCAUCGCCGACAGCUCCAAGGCCGGUUCCACCACCAUAUACAAGUGGAACGGUAAUGGGUUUUAUUCGCAUCAGUCCCUCCACCCCUGGUACCGGGACACGGACGUAGAGUAUCUGGAGAUCUCCACCAAGCCCCACCUGGUUCUGUCCAGCAGCUCCCAGAGGCCGGUCAUCUACCAGUGGAACAAGGGAACAAAGCUUUUCGAUCGGCGCACCGACAUCCCUGAGAUGGAGGAUGUGUAUGCUGUCAAGCACUUCCAGGUCAAGAGCGACCUCUACAUCUGCCUGACGCGCUUCAUCGGGGACUCCAAAGUGAUGCGCUGGGACGGUGCUCUCUUCCGGGAGGUGCAGACCAUGCCGUCGCGGGGCUCCAUGGUGUUCCAGCCUUUUGCUGUGGGAAGCUGGCAGUACGCCAUCCUGGGUAGCGACUACUCCUUCACCCAGGUGUACCGCUGGGAUGCCAAGAAGGGCCAGUUUGUCCACUUCCAGGAGCUCAACAUCCAGGCUCCCAGAGCCUUCUCUCCCGUUUCCAUCGACAACCGGCAGUUCCUGCUCGCCUCCAGCUUCAAAGGCAAGACCCAGAUCUAUGAGCACCUGAUCAUAGACCUAAGUGAUUGAUCGGUUGGUUGAUUGGUGGAUUGAUUGAUUGUUGUACAGAGAUGUUGAAGUGGAGAGGAUGAUGUUUGGACAGUAGUGAAUGGAAGUGGUUAAAUCCUAACUUGAGAAUAACAGACAUUACUCAAUCUUUUGCCAAUUUUUCCUUGACAUCAAUGCAUGGUUACCGCCAGAGUUAUGUGCAUGUGUCUCAAGUUGGGAUUAGACCCUGUGUUGUCAGACCACAAUGCAUGACCGGUCAUACCAUCUCAUCCUGGUGAAUGCAGCGCUUGAAAUAUUUUACAUCAUCUAGGAUUGGUUCGUAGGUUUGCGUUCUUUCUCAUGUGAUUCAACAUUGUACAUAUAUUUGCAAUAUCAUAUAUUUCUCAAGGAAAGAUAAUGAACAAACUGUACUUUUUAAUCUAUUUAUUACCUGUUUAGAUGAAGAUCUGCCAAAAGGAAAUGUUUACAUUUUUCUGUCUUUCCACUUAAAAGCAAAAUAAUUUGUAAAUGAAGCUUUUGUAAGUCUAAGAGGGACCAUGCCAGUUGGAUACUUGUUUGUUAAGGGGAUUGAUAUUGUGUUGAAAUUCAGUAGUUUGGAAAAAUGACGACUUACAUUUUCUGUGAGGAUUUUGAGUGGGGAUAAUACGUCCCUGCAACUUUCAAUUUAUAUUGUUGCUCAUUUGUACAACAUUUAAAGUAUUGAAAAGGUUAUUAACACAGUUUUUCAGAACAAGGUGUAAGAAAGAUAUUUAAGGAUGUUUUGACAAAUUUUCAACAUGGAUAAAUGUUAACUUUGACUAACACACAUAUGCAAAAUGUAACACUUGUGUCAUCCUAAAGACAAAGGCUGGAGAAAUGCCAUGUCAUUCAGAUUGAAUAAAAAGCUUAUGUCAUUGCAAUAUUGUAUUAUUUGACUGUUCUAUUUUAGCUGACACUUACUGUCAAGUUACUGAGGUAUUAACUUUUGCACAUUUGUCCUUAAAAGUCAAACUUCUCAAUUUAAUUAUACUGUAUUACUGGAAUAAGUGUGAAAACCGAAUGCAGAGUACAAACAAAUA